Molecule: messenger RNA, 3464 nt
Organism: Aedes aegypti (yellow fever mosquito)
Lineage: Eukaryota; Metazoa; Arthropoda; Insecta; Diptera; Culicidae
Product: sodium-coupled monocarboxylate transporter 1
Exons: 12
Coding region: 667-2868 (733 amino acids)
Biological process (GO): transmembrane transport; sodium ion transport
Cellular component (GO): membrane
Molecular function (GO): symporter activity
Source: RefSeq, a predicted model, not a curated record
UCAAUUGGUCCAACUUAUUAGCUAUCGAAUUUCCGUUCGCGUCGCGCGCGUUUCUUGCAAUCGGUCGUUGUGGAAGUGUUUUGGCAAAUUUGGGUACAAUUACAGGCUCCCAAAUUAUUUGGUGGACUGUUUUUAUCGAUUGUGAUUGAUCGGUGAUUGUGUUUGGGGGUAGUUUUUAUUUUUGGAAAGUGACUUUUCGUAAAACUCCAAUAUUGGAUCCCAAAAGGAAGAGGGCUUAUUCUAAUGUGCUUCCGCGAUCAUACCUCAAGCGAAUGCAUUAUCGGAGCACAUUUGGGCUGUUAGUGCAGAUACAGUGCCGUACGUUCCUGCAAAUCAAAGAAAGCCCACACCGGAAGCGCGGCUUUCCCGGAGGAGAUAAACCUUCCUGCAGAAGCUCGGACGCCCACUAAAAAGGAACCCAUCAAGUGUUACGUGUGACUCAGGUUCAAGGGCGUCAAAAAUUCCGUUCGCUACCCAACGGAAGUAAAAUAUAAAAAAAAAUAUCCAGCUUCAAAAGCGGCAUUGGGAAGCAACUACUGCAAUCUGCAGCUGUGAAAGAAUAAAGUGAUUUAGUUUAAUAGCAAUUGUAUUUAUUAAGAAUCCUACCCCACCAAAAACUAUCUACCAAAAAAUAAGAGACAAUUCAAACAGUAUUACCCAGCUAAAAUGAUAACUAUCGUGAUGCUGCUCGCCCUUGCCGCUGUUGGUGCCUCCGGGGCUGAGCCCCAGAAUAUGCCCACUUGUGGCAGCGAAGAGAUGGCCCACACCGGCGAGUUUACGCCGUAUGAUUACUCAGCUGUUGGGUUCAUGCUGGUCGUUUCGCUCGGAAUCGUUCUCCUUUUCGCAGGAAUAUUCUACGGCUACUUUGGCAAAUCCAAAGACCAAACGGAGGCCUCCGAUUCCAACGAAUUUCUGCUCGGCUCGGGCAUGACCGUUUUCCCAGUGACACUGAGCCUGACCACGAGUUUCAUCACGGCCAUCGAGCUUCUCGGAAACCCAUCGGAAAUGUUUUUCAGUGGUACCCAGUUCGCUCUGAUAGUAAUUUCCGCUCUGCUCGUCAUCCCCGUUGCCAUCAAACUGUUCUAUCCGGUUUACUACAAAAUGAACCUAACGAGCUGCUACGAGUACCUGGGAUCGAGAUUCGACAACAGACUGCGGGUUUUCGGUGCGGUUCUGUACGUCUUACAGAUGUCUUUCUACACGUCGGUGGCGGUACUGGCGCCCGCCAUUGCCCUCUCCAAGGCAACAGGUUUGGAUACGCAUGUGGCCGUGGUGCUGAUCUACUUCGUGUGUAUCUUCUACUCGUCGCAGGGCGGCCUCAAAGCCGUCGUCAUCGCAGAUACAUUCCAGGCAUGCAUUCUGGCCCUCUCUCUGCUGCUGGUGGUUGGCCUCGGAACGUACUACACUGGAGGCUCCGCGGAAAUAUUUGCACGCGCCGAAGAGAACAACCGCAUUGAAUUAUUAAAUCUCAGCACCAACCCAACGACCCGCCAUUCCGUUUAUUCGGUAGUGAUCGGAGGGUUCUUCUAUUGGACGUCCCUGUUUUGCACAAAUCAAGCGUCGGUUCAAAAAUGUAUGUCAUUAAAAUCGAUGAAAAAGGCAAAAAAGGCUGUUUGUUUCGCGAUUCUCGGAUUGGUGUUGGUUUUUCUGUUCAACUUCUACACGGGCUUGAUGACUUUUGCGCACUAUCAUCAGUGUGAUCCGCUGCGUUCCGGACAGAUCACCGAGAAGGACCAGUUGAUGCCGUUCUACGUGAUGGACGUUUUCGGACACAUUCCAUUCAUGACGGGAAUUUUCGUCGCGGGAAUCUUCGCCGCUAGUUUGGGAACCGUUGCCGCUGCACUGAACUCGCUUUCGGCCGUCACUUGCGAGGAUCUUCUGGUGACCGGACUGGGAAUUAAGAUUUCACCGAAACGGAGCUCGCUCUACGCCAAGUGGAUGUCGCUCGGCUAUGGCAUUUUCUCGUUCGGCUUGGUGUUUGUGGUGGAACGUCUUGGGGGCAUCCUGCAGGCGACCCUCACCCUGAACGGACUCAUCGGAGGGGUCACUCUAGGACUGUUCUCGUUAGGGAUGUUUUUCCGUCAUGCCAACAGUAAGGGAGCCUUGUACGGGGGCAUCCUCUCGUUGGCAUUUGUCAUCUACCUCGGAGUGAUGGCCCAAAUUGACGGCGAACCGGUGACUUUCCUGCCAACCUCGAUGGAGUCCUGCAACUGCACCCAGCCCUCGUUGUCCUUCUCGUCGAUGCUGGCCUCGGACCGCUCCCUAAUAACCGACGGACCAGUCAGUAUGGCUUUGGUAGCGGCCGAAGAUCCGACCGGAGGGCUGUCAACUGCCGCCGCCAUCCUCGGUGAUAAAGUGCUUCCUGGUGCCUCUAUGGAAAUUAUGCCCCGCGCUUCGGAUGAUUCCCCGUGGUCUUCGGUGUACCGGAUCAGCUACAUGUGGUACUCGUUCCUGGGAGCCUUCCUGACGGUGUUCUUCGGUUUCAUCAUUUCCCUGAUGACGGGGGGUCUCACCUUGUGCGGACUUCCUACAAACUCCAGCGAUCUGCCAACUCCUGGAAACGAUCGGGUCGAAAGCAGCUAUGCCAAGUCGAUGAACGGCAGCAUAAACGGGAAGGAAACGAAGGCAAGAAAAUCAAUUACCAGAGAUGGCUCCAUCCGAAUCCAGAAUGGUGCACCGAUGACGAUGAUGAUGAAAACCGGUGUCUCCUGCAAGAGCUGGAAGAAGACCAAGGACGAAGGCAACAUAUUUGCAAUCGAAGGAUAUCGUAAUCAAGCUCCAGGCAGCGCCACCUCCCCCAACAACACCGAUUCCGGCCCGGUAAGCCCGGGUCGUCUCGCUCUGGAGGUGGAACGUGGAAAGGUUUAAUUAUGGAUUUUAGCAGCUUGUGUCUGCGGGCACGUUCCACCCUCGGGUGGGAUUACUUCGGGAUUUGGUAUGUGGGACGAAUCAUUCCAGUGUAAUCUUGUGGGCUUUUUCGAUCGAUUGAGAUUGGAAGUUUGGUGCGAUUACUUGCUUUUGCAGUUCAAGUAUUUAAGCAGAUGAAACAGAUAAUCAAUCCCUGAACUAAGAUGAUACCCGACUGUUCUAGAACCAGCACUAUUUAUUUCCAUUUUAUUCUGGAAUUCUUAACUGCAAAAAACACUUACUAGUUGAUAGGCAAAAGGAUGAAUUUAGCAACGGAUGUAAUUUGAAGUACAAAUCGUAGAGGAAGAGAUGAUUCCCGGUGCCACUUGGAGAGCAUGUGAGUGGCACCAGCAGGAGUGCAUUUUGUUAUUACAGAAUUGAUGAGUUUUUAAUUGAUGUAGGAAAUUGUGUCCUGAGAUUAUCUGUUAUCCCAGAAAAUUCUGUUCCAUCUCGGAAUCGAUCGCAUAUUUAUUAUACAAUUAGAGUAAGUUUAUUAUGCUUAGGAAGUUAUGAUUGUGUAUGCCUUUAUGGAUGGCAAUAAAUCUGAGAAAACAUAA